Molecule: messenger RNA, 5227 nt
Organism: Anas platyrhynchos (mallard)
Lineage: Eukaryota; Metazoa; Chordata; Aves; Anseriformes; Anatidae
Gene: SPAG1
Product: sperm associated antigen 1
Cellular component (GO): cytosol
Molecular function (GO): protein binding
Source: RefSeq, a predicted model, not a curated record
UGUAAAUAAAUUUCCAACCAAUGUGACUUGGUUGUACUCAAGAAAAGGAGGAUUAUAGUUUAAGGACACCUUGGGUAAGGGUCCCAUAGCUAAAAUAAUACCAUUUUGCUUUUCAGAUGACUUUUUGUGAGUCUGUAAUAAAAAGUGCUUGUUUUGUAUUUAUGAGCCAGAACUCUGCAUCUGUUUGACUGUUCAGAAAAUGUUAAGUAAUACUAAAGUACCUUAUUACUAAAGUGUAUUUUAAAAUACUGCUGGAUUGUGUCUGAUACUAAUGUAUCCUACUUACACGGUAGGGUCAGUUAUUGUUUUGAUAAUAGUGCCAAUGAUGCUUUUAAUAAUGACAUAACGCUUAACGUUUUAUCAAUAUAGUAAGAUAAAUUUGUUAUGGAAUACAUGGUCAUAUACUGGUUCAUAAAUGAGCUAUAGUGGGUUGUUCUAGGAAAUGAGAUUUUAAAAAAAUAUUUUAGAGCUGUUUUGUUUCCUUGGCUAUCUUACUGGAUUGUACCUUAAAAUGCAGCUGGGUCUGGGACAAGGCUGGGAAGGCAAUGGUGCUGUAGAUAACACAGCUUUGAAGAAACUGGCGAGGGGCUAGAUCAAAUUGUACACCUAGGCUAGAUAGAAUUGUACAUGGGAAGCAAACUGGUGAUGUUUUAUUGAAGGCCAAAUCCCCGAACUGCUGAGUUGAAUAGCUGAGGUGAAUAAGCUCUCCAGAGUCAAAUCACGUAUAAAAACGAAGAGCUUUUUAACUUAUAACAAGGGACAUUUUAUUUAAUACGUCAUAACGUGGGGCAUGCAUUUUUAACAGCCACAGAGGGAUUUCUCUGUGGUUCCCCGCUUUGCCACCUCAGGUGUGGCGCUGUGCCUCUCCGCCAUAGCCCCGCUGUGCCUGCGCGGGUACACCCGGCCGGGCAGCGGCCGUCGUGGAGGCACCGCGGCACGGGGCAGGUGGGGGCCGGGGACCCUCAGGCGGCUCCGCCGAGACCCAGGGGGGCCCUGCGACAACCCUCGCGUGUGGGGCGGCCAGGGAGGGCGGCUCGGAGCCCGCCCCGGGGCCCGCCUCAUCCUCCCCUGUGCCCUGCGCGCCGCCCGCCGCCAUCUUGUACAUAGCAACGGUUGCCGGGGCCGGCCGCCAUCUUGUAUAUAGCAACGGUUGCCACGGCCCGCCGCCAUGCCGGGGGUCGGGCGCUGCCUCCAGGCAAAAGGCUCGGUCUGCAGGAGCGGGGAGCCCCCGUUCAGCCCCAUCUCCUCCUUACCGCACUGCCCGAGAGCUGGGUGAGCGAGCCCGGGGUUAUGGGUGAUGAAUCAGUACCAUAUUUGCUGGACCAAGGAACCACAAAAACUUAUCAAAUACCUAUUGGUCAUCUGGACUACAAGUUCAUUGAAAAAUGCACAGAUGUUAAACACCUGGAAAAGAUUCUCAGGGUAUUAAGGUCUGGUGAAGAGGGAUGUUAUCCUGACCUGACACUGUUUUGUGAAAAGCGUAUUGAGCAUUUAGACCCGGGGAGCAGAGCUCUCAGGAAAGACAGGCCUGCAGCCACAGCUUCUGAUUUUACAGCUGAAGAAUGGGAAACAAUUAACGGUGAACUGAUGAGCUGGGUGACAGAAAUGCAUGAAGAUGAUCAUAAACCGCAGGUUUUGAGAACAGACAUGCUGCUUGAAGGACAAGAUAACUUGCCUCCUGUUCGUUGUUCCAGCAGCUGCCUUCCUGCUAAUCAGAAUGAAAAAUUACAAAAUAAACAAAGAAACAAGAAAAACAUACCACGGGAUUACAGCGAAUGGGACAAGUUUGAUGUGGAAAAGGAGUGUUCUAAAAUUGAUGAAGGAGCUGAAGAAAAUAACUCAAAAUCAAGAUUCUUUAACAGGCCACAUCUACCUCUAAUUGAAAAGAAAAUAGAUACAACUGGCAUGACAAAGAAAGAGAAGAUCUUUAUUGCUACUCGUGAAAAAGAAAAGGGCAACGAAGCUUUUGCCAGUGGAGAUUACGUGGAAGCAGUGACAUAUUACACUCGGAGUAUAUCAGUACUACCCACUGCAGCUGCAUACAAUAACAAAGCUCAAGCAGAAAUAAAACUUCAGGACUGGGACAGUGCUUUGCAGGAUUGUGAGAAGGUGUUGGAUAUGGAACCUGGCAACGUAAAAGCUCUGAUGCGCCGUGCCACUGUUAACAAUCAGCUGAAGAAUUACGAGACUGCUAUAGAGGAUCUGAACAAAGUGUUGUGCAUUGAACCAGAAAAUGCUUUAGCUAAGAAAAAUCUGCUAGAGACUGAAAAGAAACUGAUAGGUUUAAAACCUGUCUCUAAGACUGAAAGCAAAGGAAAAAGAAUACUUAUUGAAGAGAUAGAGGAUUCUGAAGGUAGUGAAGAAAGAGGAGAAAAUGCAGAGGAAUGUGGAAGAAGCAGUGGAGAUAAAGGGCGCCGGCAGGCAGCCGGCCCGGCCGCCAUGGGCAGCGCGCAGAGGAAGGCGCAGGGCGCCAAGGCCGAGGGCAAGGAACGGCGCAGGGACCCCGCCGACCCCAAGGGCACGGCCGAGGAAGGCGGGCAGAGGCCGGAGCAGCAGCAAGUUGAAGGCGAAGCCGAUGGCUACUCGGAUGGAGAAGGGGCGAGGGGGAGCCCCGCGGCGCAGCAGCCCCCCGGGGCGCACGGGGACGGGGCCACCUCGCUGCCGCCGGCUGCAGCGGAACUGAAAAGGGAAGGAAACGAGUUGUUCAAGGGGGGACAGUUCGCAGAAGCUGUGCUCAGGUACUCCGAAGCCAUUGAACACGUCGUCGGUCUAGGGGAACAAAUUCCAGAUGAUUUAAGUAUCUUGUACUCGAACAGAGCAGCGUGUUACCUCAAAGAAGGCAACUGCAGUGACUGCAUUCAGGAUUGUAACAGAGCUCUGGAGCUUCAGGCGUUUUCCCUUAAGCCUCUCCUACGACGAGCAAUGGCGUAUGAGUCCAUGGAGCGGUAUCGACAGGCAUACGUUGAUUAUAAAACAGUUCUGCAAAUAGACAGCAGCAUACAAGCAGCAAAUGAUAGUGUUAAUAGAAUAACAAAGACUUUAAUUGACCAGGAUGGCUCUAGUUGGAGGGAGAAACUGCCACCAAUUCCAGUUGUCCCUGUCGCUGCUCAUCUACACAGGUGGGAUGGAGGAUGUUUUACUUCAGAGGUUAAGCCAAGCAGUACUACAGAUACCAACAGAGAAGAACAGUUGCAGAUGAAUCGUGAGAAAGCAGAGGAAGAGUUCAAGACAUUAAAAAAAGAAGGGAAUGAAUUUGUAAUGAACGGUAAAUACGAAGAAGCUGUAAAGAAAUAUAGCGAAUGUGUGAAGUUAAAUGACAAAGAAUGUACAAUCUACACUAACAGAGCUCUCUGUUACUUGAAACUGUAUAAAUAUGAAGAGGCUAAGCAAGAUUGUGAUCAUGUUCUUCAAAUAGAAGAUUCUAAUAUUAAAGCUUUUUAUAGAAGAGCACUAGCGUACAAAGGAUUACAGAACUACCAAGCCAGUGUUGACGAUCUCAACAAAGUCCUUCUAAUAGAUCCAAAUGUGCUUGAAGCAAAAAAUGAACUAGAGCAGGUAACCCAACUGCUUCACCUUGGCAGCAGCACUGUAACUGGCAGCCUACAAAAGCAAAGGAAGAAAAUAAGCGUACAAGAGGUGACCGAAUCUGAUGAACAGGAGGAGAGGCAGUUUGCUGCAUCAGAAGAUGUUGUAACUGAUGAUGAUACUUCUAAAGAAGCGGUUCAAAAGAGCACGCUGUUGAAGACUUCUGAAAAACUGACAAUUUCCGAACCAUCUAAUGCUUACGACUUCGGUCAGGUUAUAAAUGUAGUGAAUGCCAAUAAGGAUAAAGUUGCUUGUGCAGAUCUUCUAACAGUUACUGAUCCCAAAAAAUUACCAGUGCUGUUAAGUAACAAACUUGAAGUAGAGACCUUUUUGAUUUUUAUCCAGUCAUUGGAACAUUAUGUACUUGGAAAAGAUCCCGGUCUUGUAUAUCAGCAUCUUUUCUACUUGAGCAAAGCAGAGAGAUUUAAGGUGGUGCUGUGCCUUCUUAGCAAAAACGAAAAAGAACAGGUUCAGCAACUGUUUGACUUGCUUGCAGAAAACCAGAAUCAAUACUCUUCAGAAGAUCUUGAGAGCCUUAAAAAGGUUUACGAACUUUAAGAAGAACUUAAGUUAAAAUUUAUUUGUUGCAUGGAUAUAGUUGAUGUUUAUGAAAUAGCUGUAUAAACACUGCAGUCUUGCACAGGUUGAAAUGGGUCUUUAUGUGGACUGUUUAGAUUCUAUUUUGUUCUGAUAGUACAUGCAUAUUUAAAACUUGCUGCUCUUUUGUAGUUGUAUACAUUUUUAAUCUCUACAGUUUAAUGCAUGUCUUUAUGUUCAGUAACAGAGUUCAAGUUUGGCAUAUUGAUUUUAUUUAAACUUAGAUAAAAUGUAUAUUUUACAUUUAUAUAUAAUGUAAAAUAUCAUGAUGGUACGAUAGAUAAUAUACUUUUAGUCAUAAUUUUGUGGGUUGUAUGUUCUUGUGAUAAAGAAGUGUCCUCAAGUUAAACGGGUCAGUUAGCAAUAGCUUUGCUAAAAAUGAGUUUACAAAAAGUAUAAACAUUUUUCAGAUAAACUACUACAGACCAUCUGUUUCUUCACCAUCUGAUCUACACAAAACAGUUUUAAAUAUUUUGGUGCAGUACUGCUUAGCAGCAAAGGUGAAUGAAUAAUACAUUAGCUUGUCAUGGAAAACUUUGAAUCAAAAUAGUUAAUUAUUAAAUGAAUGGAUAUGUUUUUUUUUAAAUGACGAACAAACGAAUAAUUUUUAGUGCACAGAGAAUUAUUUAUUUUCUCUGUGUGUAGAAGGAUUGCUGGUUUGCACAGCUUUUAGAGUAAUAGUGGUGAAAAAGAGAACAAGUGGCUGCACUUAACAUUAAAAAAUAUUUAACUCCGAGAUAUGUAAUCAGAUUUAAAACUCCGGGUAUUUGUGUUUGCAGACAUAUCCAUAAAGCUAAAACUGCUUUGUGGACCAAUGUGAUUUUUGUUUUAUUUCAGGCAGUACUUAUGUUUUAUGCAUAAUUUAGACAAAGCUGCAUUUUUUUCAAGACUAAGCUUAAAAGUUUUUCAAAUACUCCAAUGCCUUCUUUGCACAUGAGAUAUAAAUCUGUUGAACUCACAAGCACUGCAGCAGUAUCAUUAGGGUUGUUCUAAUAAUAUAUAUCUCAGGUGUAUAUUAAUUAAAGUUUUUUUCUUGAAAAGUUCA